CCUCAUUCCCAAUAGCAUCUCUCUCUCGCUCUCUCUCUCUCUCUCUCUCUCUCUCUCUCUGUGUACGAGGAAGCAUAAAGGAGUGUAUAGAUACGUAAUGAGGCCAGGAGUCGGGUUGAACACAAGCCGCGGCGCCGCUGCUAAGUCGCCGUCGGGCGCGGCAUCGAGCGUGCCGCACUCGGCAUGGCACUCGCCGGUUCCAUACCUCUUCGGCGGGCUGGCGGCGAUGAUGGGCCUUAUCGCCUUCGCCCUUCUCAUCCUCGCCUGCUCCUACUGGAAGUUCUCCGGGUACCUCGACUCAGUCGAAGACGCCGACAACCGCGAAGCUGACGGAGAGGCCUCGUGCGGCCCGGGCGACGCCGCCAAGCCCCCGCUCCUCUUCGAGGAGGGCAUCGUCGUCAUCAUGGCCGGCGACUGCAUGCCCACGUUCCUCGCCACCCCCAUCGCCAGCUGCGCCGCGACCGUCGCGGCCAAAAGCGACGACUCCAGUAACGCCGCGGCGCAUGGUGGGGUUAUCUCACCGCAGGUGACGGCACCCGAAUCCUGCAGCAACUAAUCUUAAUUUUUCCUCUCUCUUUUUUUUCAUAAAUUUUGUAUUAUUUUAAAAGCAAAAAAUUAGAGUCUUUUUCUGUGUCAAACAAACACAAAUUCUCGAGUUGUGCUGUAAGGUGUAUCCUCUGAAUCAGUUGUUUAAUUCCCUCUCUCUACCAAAUCCAGCAGAGCAAGCAACUGUUUUUAGUGUUAAACAGCAAAUAAUUGCAAAUUAAUUAUGAAA
Molecule: messenger RNA, 775 nt
Organism: Musa acuminata AAA Group (dessert banana)
Lineage: Eukaryota; Viridiplantae; Streptophyta; Magnoliopsida; Zingiberales; Musaceae
Product: protein GLUTAMINE DUMPER 3-like
Exons: 1
Coding region: 98-556 (152 amino acids)
Biological process (GO): regulation of amino acid export
Source: RefSeq, a predicted model, not a curated record